UUUACUCAGUCGGUGACAGCGGCGGCGGCGCACGCGCAUCUCGUGCUGGCAACGGAUAUCUAGAAACGAUUUCAUUUCAAAAGCAAUACGAUCGCAGAUGAUUAACGCCCCUUUGACGCCAGUCGUAGGGUGAAGUGAUUCGGCGCAUGUCGCGUUGCAAACGUGUCCUGAUAAACUGUUUCUCGCGAUAAAAUAUUACCAUGAAGGAGAUAAUUAUUUUACUAUUUUCUUUGAUCGGAUUGGCUCUUUCGACCAAUCCUUGCUGUGUCAACGAUGAGAUUAUUCGGCCACGAGGAUUCUGUGGGAAUGCCACUUCGAAGAUCAACAUGCAUUGUACCCUCGGACACAUGCUGCUCAAAGACGUCAUCUUAAAUGGCUACAAAGUGUCCACACAGGAUUCUCCGAGCUAUGUGUUUGUAGAGGAUCCUAGUUUAUACUGUCUUGGCAAAAUGUAUAAGAAUGCCAGUGAUCCCAAUCUGGGCACAAUUCCAGUGGCGGUUGUGUGCUUCGAGGAGAUCAAAUCGAGUAGCAGUGACAUCGAGACGGGAGGGGUCCUUACGCUUAUUUCUGUAUUAUUCCUCCUCGCCACGUUCGCGGUUUACAUGUAUAUGCCGCAAAUGAGGGAUCUCCAGGGCGUGUGUUAUAUGUGCAUGUGUGCCAGCAUGGCCCUUGGAUUCUUAUCGCUGGGAGUUUUACAACUCAGUCCAGGGUUCAGUGGCGAAAUAUGCACGAUAUCAGGUUUUCUCGUCUACUUCUGGAUGAUGGCUACAUUCUUCUGGAUGAAUGUGAUAAGCAUAAACAUGUACAGAACUGUAGAAGAUGCGAGUUAUUUAAAGAAAACUGAGAAGAAACAAUAUUUCAUAUACAAUUGCUAUGCCUGGGGCUGCACGAUUUUCUUUCUGAUCGUUGCACUCAUUACAAACUUCGCGGAGGGAAAUCACUACAAGCCAGGCAUCGGCGACAACAGUUGCUGGUUCAACGGUCGUACUGAAACAUGGUUAUUUUUCUACGGUCCGAUAGCCAUUCUUAUUGCAGUGAAUGUUAUCCUAUUUGUUAUGUCAUCGAUUAGUUUAUGGAGGCACACCAGAAAAUACGAAGUGAACAAGCUAAAUAAUCUUAAGCACAAGUUCCUCGUUUCCCUUAAACUUUUCCUCGUUAUGGGAAUAUCUUGGAUUUUUGAAAUUGCCAGCUUUGCACACGGCGCAGAACACAUUAUUUGGAAAAUAAUGGACACGUUUAAUUGCCUUCAAGGAGUGGUAAUAUUUUUGAUAUUGGUGGUGUUUAGAAGGCGAGCCAUACAAGGACUGGCUAGCGAGAACUGCUGCUUGUGCAUAACCCGCCCAUUAGCCGAAAAACUAAGUCCCCACGACGAUAGUGAUGACCAGCAAAUUCUAGCCGAUGAUACUGUAGAGGUCAGGCUUAAUUAAAAGAAGGACUUAGAAAUAUUGAAUAUAGAAUCUUAUUUUUUUAAUUUAAUUUCUUGCCAGGAUUCAGCUGGUAUGAAACAGAUAAUAUAAUUUAUUAGCUCAGUGCAAUACUCAGUAUGUAAAAUAUUGUAAAAUAAAUCUUAACUAGUAAACAUUAUUACUACAUAUAUAAUUAAAAAGAAACUAGUUAAGAUCAGCUUUAAACAUAUAAAAUUUAUACUAUAAGUUUAUUGUUAUUGAAUCUCGUAAAAAUAUAUAUCACUUUUAGUGUACGCAAAUGAAUACUAAUUGUAAAAGUAUGUAAUUUAUAAAUUAAAAGGUUUCUAACUAGAAUGUGAAAUAUAGAAUUUCAAUGUAUGUAGAAAGGUUUUAAAUAUGCGACGAUAUAACAUAAAAUUUUAAACAAGACAUAUCUAUUAAAUACUUAAUUUGGUAAAACUAUUAAUUAUUAUAAAAAUCUAUUUUUAAAAUGUUAAUUUCUUUAAAGUUCCAUGUUAAAAUGUUGCCACAAGCAAUUUAUAAUUAAUUUCAAUGUAUAAUAUUAUUAUAUUCUAGUUAUUAUCAAACAAAUACUUGUAAUUAAUAUUAGCAUUUACAUAAAUGUAAAUACUAUACUAUAAGAAUUUUUGUUAUUAUACAAAUUAGUAUUUAAGAUCGAACAUUUCUUUUAUAAAUGCAUGUUAUGGAUUUAAAAUGCGGUUAAGUAAUUACAAAGUAUUCCAUUA
This is a messenger RNA of Vanessa tameamea, 2152 nucleotides long. RefSeq names its product probable G-protein coupled receptor Mth-like 3. Bases 201 to 1427 code for a protein of 408 amino acids. The transcript has 9 exons. NCBI's taxonomy places the organism in Eukaryota, Metazoa, Arthropoda, Insecta, Lepidoptera, Nymphalidae. The record is from RefSeq and is a predicted model, not a curated record. Gene Ontology annotation, cellular component: membrane. Gene Ontology annotation, molecular function: G protein-coupled receptor activity. Gene Ontology annotation, biological process: G protein-coupled receptor signaling pathway; cell surface receptor signaling pathway.